AUGCAAAUUCAACAAUUAGAUGAUCAAGCCUUAAAAUACUUAGAACUACAAUUCAAAGAUCUAUAAGGACGAGAACUUGGGGCUAGCAUUGAAUUGGAGGCCUAGAUAGUACUAAAUAAACAUCAAUACUUACAGACUCAAUUGCAGAAGUUCGACUAAAAGAUUUUCACUCUUGAAAAUGAUUUGAAUGAGUACAGAACUGAUUUGGAUGUUAUUGAGAGACCAUUUAAAAUAAAAUUAUUCAAGGAGCAGAGUUUCAAAUAGCAACAGAAUGAAGUUUUCGAAUAAUUUGAUCAACAUCCAUAAAUGAAUAAGGGAGAUUAGCUAAAUCCAAAUAAACUAUAGACUCCUGAACACAGAGAAUAAAUACCAUCUGUAUUAUAAUCAGAAAAACACUUAGAAUAAUUUGAAGAAACACCAGAUGCUCCUGAGAUUUUGCAACAUGGUGUCAUUAUAUUCAGUUUAUAUGGUUUGAUCACAUUAUUUGUUUGUUCUGCUAAGCCCUCUUUCUUAGAUGUCUUAGUUUGUCAUGGUCUCAUGUUCACAAUCUUCAUGGACAUGUUCGAAACAUUUCAUUUAAAACUCGUUGGAGUAGGCCUAGUUGCCUCUAUCUUUUAUGAUAUUUUAUGGAUGAAAUAAUACAAUUUUUGGUGGUUUAGUGAUGAUUAAAACAAUCCGGAAUGGGGAUUGAAGGCACAAACAUUAUUAAGAUUCGUUUUAAUUUUAACAUAUAUUUAAUUCUUGUAUAAAUUUGUUGUAUGUUAUUAUAUAUAUUAAUUUCAUAGAGAAUCCAUCGAUUCCACAAAAAGAUACAGUUUUACAAUUUGGGGAAUUUAAUACAAAGUAGGUAGAAAUAGGAAUAGUUCAUACUGGAAAUCAUAAUGA
Messenger RNA from Paramecium tetraurelia, 885 nucleotides. RefSeq lists its product as uncharacterized. NCBI's taxonomy places the organism in Eukaryota, Ciliophora, Oligohymenophorea, Peniculida, Parameciidae. The record is from RefSeq and is a predicted model, not a curated record. The transcript has 5 exons.